UUUGCCAUUGAGAUAAUCUGAUUGGUUUGUGGAAACCGUUACGUCUGACUGGCUAGACCGACCACUGUACUCAACAGCUGACCGUGAAGUUUGCAUCCCUGAUAUCACAACAGAAGGAGAGAUCAAUUAUAGACUACGUUAUCGCAACUAGGCUAUGUGUUAUCUUAAAUUAAUACCAUGCAAUAAAGAACCACACAGUAUGGCAUAGUUGAACCAUGACAAUGACGGCUGGCUAGACAUCUGUGUUCAGUUUAUGGCAGUUGGAAUGGAGAUUCAUCCCCCAUGGCCACGAUUCAUUCAAGAGAUGGGAAAUCCUCAGUGAGAUCAUAGGCCUUUGCCUCAGAGACAACUGUCUGCUACCAUGACAACCAGCCACUGCUCUUUGUUGCCGGAGGUGCUACAGGAGCACUUGGACAGUGGCCCCUCAGGAUACUUGCAUGACAAAGACUGUAAUCCAAUGUGUGAUUUGGAUUUCUUAGUAGAGCCCACCCUACCAGGAAAAGCAAUGGAGGAAAUGAGCAGUCCAGCAAUCAGACAGCCGGAGUAUUACAUGCAAGUGCCUGCCAAGGAUGGUCAGCUGCUCCCACCUGUAGUGGAGGUAUUCGCCAAACAGAGUCUUCUCUCUGAGAGGCCCAUGUGUCGUAUCUGCCAUGACGGAGGGGGCCAGGAAGAGCUGAUCUCCCCCUGCGAGUGUUCAGGCACCCUGGGGACGAUCCACCGGAGCUGCCUGGAGCACUGGCUCUCGUCCUCCGGCACCAGCUUCUGUGAGCUCUGCCACUACCAGUUCAAUGUCCAGAGGAAGUCUCGGCCACUGCUGGAGUGGAUGCGUAACCCAGGCCUACGUCAGGAGAAACGGACCCUCUUUGGGGAUAUGGUGUGCUUCCUGCUCAUCACACCCCUGGCCACCAUCUCUGGCUGGCUGUGUCUACGGGGAGCAGUGGAUCACCUGCACUUUGCCAGCCGCCUAGAGGCCGUGGGUCUCAUUGCUCUCACUGUGGCCCUUUUCACAAUUUACCUAUUCUGGACACUGGUGUCUCUCAGGUAUCACUGUCGGCUGUAUAACGAGUGGCGACAGACCAAUCAACGUGUUGUCCUCCUCCUCCCUAAGUCGAACGGUGAAGCCAUGGCCCCGCUGUCUUUACGGGGCCCGCCCCGUGAGAAACGUCCAUCUAAAGAGACAAUAGUCUGAUGGUCCCCAACAUUCUGUCUCCUCAGAAAAGUUAAUGGAGAAACUGUACGGAAAGAUGUUGGUUCCUUUCACCCUAGAAGAGGGCAUACUUCAAAAAGUGCCACAAUGAAAUGUGCAAAAUUUCCUGUCUAAUUGGCAUUGAGCCAUGAAGAACUGAUAAUUUCAGCAGCACACCUAUGGAUCCGACUGUUUUCUGUUUAUUUUGAAGAACCCCCUCACCCCCAAGAUUCAUUCGCUUUUCUAGGUUGCAACCCAUCUUAGAAUCACCAAACCAAGGAGGUGGACAACUUUCCUUACAGUGAUCAUUUGGACUGAAAUAUGAAUGCUAGUGCGAUCAAGUGCUGUAACUCUCGAUUCCUGCAAUGUGCAGAAGAGUUAGUCCUGUUAUUGUGACAUCUUCAGACAUCCAUGAUAUCAACAUCGUUGUUCUCAAUGUUAAAAGGGCAUUUAAUUAUUACGUACUCGAUAAUUCAUAACAGAUGAAAUAAAAACACAUUGUACUUGAAGUGUAUAAACAUUUGAUAUAAAGCCUUUUGCUCCAGUACUUUGAAAUAUUUUGCACUCUUACCUAAACCAAACAUGUAUGUGGGUCUUUGUGCCUCAAACUAGUUUGAAAAAAGGGCCCCUGCGGUUGCUGCAUGGAUAGGCAGAUGUACACUAACAGUUGGAUUUUAAAGCAAAGUUAAGAAAGCGUUUAAUAGUUCGGAAAAUGCAUUAACAAAUUUUCAAUCAAUUUAUGAUGACCAACAAAGGUACAUCAUAAAUGUAAUCACAAAUAAGCAUUAUAGUUGUCUUGACAUGACAGUCUUCUAAUUUGUCUGUUGUUGCGUGUAGUCUCUUUGUUCAUGGACUGAAUACUUACUGCUUUACAGAGUGGAUGUGCACUUCAUUUGUUUUGUUCUAGAAAAGGUCAUUGUGUAGCUUAGCAAACUCUUCAGACAAUGUUCAUAACGGGCCAAACUACUGUAACUUAGCUUCUACUACCUUUUAAAGUCAGGUGGCUGAGCGUUUAGGGAAUCAGGCUAGUAAUCAGAAGGUUGCCG
This is a messenger RNA of Osmerus eperlanus (European smelt), 2232 nucleotides long. RefSeq names its product E3 ubiquitin-protein ligase MARCHF3-like. Gene Ontology annotation, molecular function: zinc ion binding; ubiquitin-protein transferase activity. The transcript is spliced from 6 exons. Gene Ontology annotation, biological process: protein ubiquitination. The record is from RefSeq and is a predicted model, not a curated record. Bases 362 to 1189 code for a protein of 275 amino acids. Lineage: Eukaryota; Metazoa; Chordata; Actinopteri; Osmeriformes; Osmeridae.